This is a messenger RNA of Arachis duranensis, 1101 nucleotides long. RefSeq lists its product as uncharacterized. Lineage: Eukaryota; Viridiplantae; Streptophyta; Magnoliopsida; Fabales; Fabaceae. The transcript is spliced from 5 exons. The record is from RefSeq and is a predicted model, not a curated record. The coding region runs from base 1 to 1101 and encodes 366 amino acids.
AUGACUAGCUCAUCCCUUCGCCCCCCUCAGAGCGAACCAAGACCUGAGCCACAGACUACUAACAGUGUACAAGUGACGGAACCGUGCAAUGAAGACAUGGACCUGGAGGCGAAUGAGGUUGAUUUAUUUGACAAACACAUUGACAGGAUGUUUGCUACUUCUAGUGCUGAAAAGCGCAAAGGACGAAAGACUACUGAGUUUUGGGAUGGUGAUCUCAUUGAUUUUGAUGGAAUAGUCAAGCAAGCUAAAAUGAGUGUGCAGGAGGCUAUGAAGUGGUCUCUUAAUGGUAGCAAGAUAGUACUGAGACUCAACGAGGAACUUCAAGCAGUCGGAGAUGGAGCUGGCCUGUUAAGUGGCAUUCUAGGAGAGUUGGGUUCAGAUUACAGCAAAUUUCCUAUUUGUGAGAAGAUUGGGCAAAGGAGAUGUUCCACUUUCAGGCAGAUAGCGACGGUAGAAUCAAGAAAAUAUUUUUGCAACAAAUGGGGAGAUCCUAGAAGGAUACAAGGGGGAAGCUGUAUGACUCGCGUUACAAACCAACAAGGAAACUUGAGCAGAAUCUUGAUAAACGCCCGGAGGGAAUUCCUAGAGAGCAUUGGAGGUGGUUCAUUGAUUAUCGCGAAGUGCAAGCAAAACGCGCUGAAUCGAAAGAAGCAACUUUACACGCACACUGGUAAUUCUAAAAGCUUGGCUAGGGCAAGGGAAGAAGAGGAAAAAAUAUCUGAGAUUGAGCAACUGGAUGAAACUACAAGAAUAUUGUCAGAAAAUGAUUCCCUUUCCCAAGCUCUCAAUAAAGAGCACUCAGUUAGAGUGCGUGGCAUAGGUAUUGGGCCGACACUAAGUCAACUCUUCCGUCUGAGUUCGCAGCCGCCGGUGGAUAGAGCUCAAAUAGAAGAGGCCCAAAGGAUGCUGUGUGAACUACAAGCGGAGGUGAUGGCCGAAAAAUUGAAAAGGAAAGCAAUGGAGGAUGAAGUAGCAGCAGAGGAAAUGAACAGGCAGGCAAUAGAAAGUGUGCUGAGUUAUCUAGUCCAACAGCAAGGUGGGGAGCUGCCACCAGACAUCGUUGCACGAAUGAAUUCUUUGGAUGGACAUGGCGGAAAAUAG